UUUUUGUUGGGGUGAGAGGGGGGGGGGGUGUACAUCUCGGUAGUUGAGCCUCAUUCGCUGUCGGACAAUAAACACCGGCUUCACGUUGGAGUAAGAGGGAGAAGACGUUGAAGGAUGCUAAGGCGGCCCUGACUGGUGGCACCAACAUGAGUGUGACGUCAUGGUUUCUGGUCAGCAGCUCUGGCACGCGCCACCGGUUGCCACGGGAGAUGAUCUUUGUUGGCCGGGAUGACUGCGAGCUUAUGCUGCAGUCUCGCAGCGUGGACAAGCAGCACGCGGUGAUCAACUACGAGCAGCACACGGACGAGCACAUGGUGAAGGACCUGGGCAGCUUGAACGGGACGUUUGUGAACGACCUAAGAAUCCCCGACCAGACGUACAUCACCCUCAAGCUCUCCGACGUCAUUCGCUUCGGCUACGAUGCUCAUGUAUAUAUCCUGGAGAGAAGUCAACACAAGGUCCCUGAGGAAGCUCUGAAACAUGAGAAGUACACCAGCCAGUGGCAGCUCAGUAUUAAAGCCCUGCAGGCAAAGGUGAAGGAAAAGCAGCAGCUCCAAAGUGCCGAGAAGAGCAAAAACGGCCCCGUCGCCAAGCUGCUGCAGAAGGCCGAGCGAAAAGCCCAGUCGCUCACAGCUGCCACCGAUCCUCCGAUAUCCAAGCCCACUCCUCUCUACGGCCAACCCUCCUGGUGGGGGGAGGAUGAGGACGCAGCCAAGAAAAAGAAGAACCUAGGUGGGAAAUCGCCAGAAAAGGAGUCUCCAGAGCCCGCUAAGGACGCGUCCAGGUAUGAGGUCAACGGCUCGCUGUCCGUCAACGGCGGCCUGUCCGACAAUCAAGUCACGUCCCUCUACUCCUACCGCCGGGAGCCCAGCUACUUCGAGAUCCCCACCAAGGAAUCCCAGCAGCGGCCCGCCAGGAAACCCGAGUCCCAGGUCCACGAGGUCCCCACAAAGGACACCGCGCGUCCCGCCGAGGCCCCGUCUCCCACCCCUCCGGCGGUCCAAAGCCACGCCUCCUUCACCAUCGAGUUCGACGAGUGCACGCCAGGCAAAAUGAAGAUCAAGGACCACGUGACCAAGUUUUCCUUCCGCCAGCCGCCGAAGCCGCCUCCCGCGGAGCCCGUCGCCGCGCCCACCGAGGUGAUGUCGGCGGAGAGCAAAGUUGCCGAUUGGCUGGUCCACAGCGGCGCUAGCAUGACGAGGAAGAGGACGCAAGGUGAAGACGCGUAUAGCACAAACAGUGACCCGUCAGUCCUGAACAUCCCAAAAAAAAACCAGCACGAAGAUGGCACUCACAGCGAUUCGGAGGAUCCUGCCAUCAAUGGAAGGGGUUUCCUCCAAUCGGAACCCCGGUUCGGGUACCAGGUGACCCCCCAGCCCCUGAGAGCCUCCACCCCACCACCGCCGCCCCCACGCUCCGCCUCACCCGUCUCAGAGGAGCCGCUGUCCUACUCGCCGCUGGAACCCCAGUCCCUCCCCGGCCUGGCGAAGGCCGAGCCUCACCAGGCCUUCGUCAUCGAAUUCUUCGACGAGGACCUGCGAAAGAAGCGCUCGCAGUCUUUCACCGGCAACGCGUCCCCGCCGGAGCCUCCGGGCCCACGGCUCCAGCUGGAGAAAGCGAAGAAGGGCUCGGGCCCGACCGGGGAGGGGCGCCUCCCGCCGUCUGCGGGCUCCGGCGCCGCGCCGACCCAGCAGUACACGGUCCCCCUGAAGGGCCCCGCCCCCACGGGCUUCCAGAGAGCUGGCUCUCUGCGGCGGGAGAAGACGGAGGAGCGGGUCAGCACCGGCUUCUCCUCCCGCUCCUCCUCAUCGGCGUCCGCGAGACCCUUCAGCAGCGUGGGCCGCAGGUCCAAACUCGCGCAGGAGUUUACGGCCGAGUUUCUCAGACGGACGAAGCCGUCGCCCCCGGCAGGCGGCGAGAAAACCGCCCCGUCCAGCCCCCCUCCGUCCAGCGCGCCCCACCGGCCGCAGACCUCCUCUCCCAUCCACCGCCCCGUUCCCCUCAGGGCCCCCCUGAUGCCGGCGCCGUCUCCGGCCGACGAGGUCCAGGGCCCCCAUGCCAAGAAUGAAGAGGAGGACAGUCUGAGCGACGCGGGGACCUACACCAUUGAGGGCGAAGUUCAAGACAAAGAGCUGGAAGAGGCGCGCAGCCAGAUUGACCAGGUUCCUGCACCCGAUGCCGUGUUACAGGAGGCUCCUAAGUGGAUGUCUUGCUGGGCCAGCUUGGCAGACAGCUAUGCAGAAUCUGGCCCUUCAUCCGGCCUCUUUGACGUUUCUUCCCAGGCGGAGCUGUCCGAAGGGGCACGAGGCGCAAUCACCCGCCAGGCCGCGCUCAGCCGACACCACGACGUUCCGACGCCCAGCAUUCACGUCCACUGCGACCCGAAUUCAACGUUCGACGUGGGCGGCAGAAGCGCCGUAGCCCCCCCGUCUCCGGACAGCCUCCACAGGCUGUCGGUGCACGACGACGUGGAGCCGGACAGCCUGAGCGAUGCCAGCAAGUCGGACGACGGCUCCGUCGUGGAGCAAAAGAGGAGGCCGCUGUCGGGCCGAGAAGUGAAGAGAAACCCGGACCGACUCCCAGCCAAGUCGACGGCGUUCUACAUCGGGUCAGCGGGGGCCGAGCCACAACCUGACUUUGGGGGAUCAGACCUCAGCACUGCGAAGACCUUCUCAACCUCCACUUUGACCAAACCUGGAAAAGUCAAGCCCAGUGCGUCCGCUCCGGUCCUGAGCCCAGAGUCCAAAGAAGGCGCUUUGGCCGUGUUAAUCAGACAAGAGAGCUUCACCAAGGCGCGGCCCAGCAGCGCCGGACUGCCCCAAAUCUCCAGCCUGCAGGCCCAGCGCGGCCUGGACCCCGACGCGUUCCAGGGAGCUGCUAACCAGGACACGCAUUCUUACCUCAAGGAGACCGAGGACGUUCUGGCGGCCCUGGAGGCCAAACUCCAAGCGGGCCGAUCGGGAACGACGCCGCCCCCAAUGAUGGACUCUCUUUCCACGGAGUCGGAUGUGGACUCCUCCAGCACGGUCAGCCAACACAGCAGCAGGACCAGGCCCCCCGCGCUGCCCAAAAACCCCUCCGCCAGCGGCUUCCGCGGGGAGAGGUCGCCGGCCGGGGUCGCCGGCCAGGACCCGGGUCGCCGAUCCAGCGCGUCGGAGAAGCGGCGCUCCCCGGCAGAGGAGGGCGACAGCAAGGCGCGGCCUGUCGGGCGAGCGGCCGGGCCGAGGCGGAGCGUCGGGAGGCGCGGCUCCGCCGACCUGAGCGACGACCCGCCGAGCUUGCCGUGCUCCGACCAGGAGUCGAGCAGCCGCCAACCCCGCAGGAGGAGCGCGGCGCCCGUCCAGAAGGAGGACGCCAAGACCUCCAGGGCGGCGCAGGCCCUGCAUCGCGCCAGCAGCUUUUCGGCGCCGCGGCCCACCAGGGCGUCCACGCUCCGGCGCGCUCGCCUGGGAGAAGCCUCGGACGGCGAGGCCCCGGAGACGGAGAGGUCGUCGUCGCAGCAACCCCAGGAGACCAGGAAGCUCUCCAGGCUGGACUUGCUGGCGAUGCCUCGUAAGCGCACAAACUCCUUCAACACGCCCAGCGACACCGAGGCCUCCUCCUCUUCCGCCGCCGCCGGCAUCUCGGCCCGCAGGGGCUCCGUGUCGGGGCCGAAGCCCGGGGAAAGGCAGCAGAACGCCCCGCCGGGCAAGGCGGCGAUCACGCGUGGCCGCUCGAGCAGCGCCAAAUACGCCGGGAGCAGCUCAAGCCAAGGCUCCAGGAGACGACACAAAGGCUCUGACUAUACGUCUACCUCCGACGAGGAGUACGACUCAAACCAGAGCACCCCUAAACACAAGCGCUCCCAACCCUCCUCAGCUUCCCACAGCCCGCGGACCCCCGCGCGGCCCCAGCCGGUGGUCGCCCUGCGGCCGAAACCCCUCAGCAGACAUUCUGAGGACGAGAACCACGAGGCAGACGCUCCACACGGUUGGUCCAACCACAGCUCUGAGAUCGCACGGUUGAGCCAGGACCUGGCCAAAGACCUAGCUAUCUUGGCCAGGGAGAUCCACGACGUUGCGGGUGAUGGCGAUCCUCAGGGCCCCGGAGUGGAGAGCCGUGCGCCUCUCUCCACAGUGACCGCUCAUGAACAGCUGGUUCCUCACAUUCCCGAGGCCGGCUUGAAAUACCAGAGGGAACCUCCGGGAUCUUCAAGGAAACCCGAAGAAAGUGACCAGGAGCACACCAGCAGGCCGCGAGCUCAGAGCGGAGAUCAGGUCCUCGUGGACGGUCUGAUGCUGAGUUCAGUGUCGCAGAUCACCGCGACCAUCCGAGAAAACACGGAGCAACUUGCUGAUAAAAUGAAGGUUCUGUUCAGGGACCGGAUGGAUGUCUGGGAAGAAACCGAAGCAAAGGUUAACUCUGACGACGUUCCUGUCAGCGAUUCCUCCAGCAAGGAAAUCGCAUCAAUCCUGAAAGAGCUCGUGAAGGUUCAACGACGACUCGAGGUCUUUAACACCGUCAUGGCGCCCAGUUCGCAGCCCGACAGCUCCAGGGCCUCGUCCGGGGUCCGGCCCUCCAGACCCCCCCCCGCCUCACGGGACUGGAGAACCAUCCACUCGGUCUCCAAGCGCGGCGGCGGGCCGAGGCCCAGCGAGGCCGUCCGGAGGGCGGCCGUGACCCCCGCCGACCAGAGGGCGGGGUAUUUGGUCUGAGACGUGACACGGAGGCGGCGCUGAGUCGCUCUGUGGCGCAGGCACAGGUGUCAGACGCAAUGAAACUGAGCGUGGGGGGGGGGAGGGGGGGAGGAAAUGAAACUAAGCAGAUCGGUCGUCUACCGCACAUCCAAAACACGCACUACUGCACUAUGGGGGGGGGGGGGGGGGCUCUACUCGGUUCUCUGCGUUGGAGGUGGAGCUCUGUGCGUUUGCCAAUGAUACGAGCGGCAGUGGUGGUUUUGGGAGCUCAUUGCAUUUACUGUUUAUUUGAAAAGCAGCCCGGGAAUAAUCAUCUCAGGGAAAUCUAUUAAUUUAUACGGUGUCUAUGUUUUGGUAUGUUGAUUUGUUUUGGGUUGAAAGACCUUCUGUUUGUGUACUUGUAUACCUCGGUGAACCCAUUACUUUCUUUUUUUUUUGUUUCUAUGUUUUUGCCACUUUUCCUCUUUGUGGACAUUGUGGUUGAUUGCAGAAUGUAAAAUAUAUUUAUUGGGGGUCUUUUGUGAGACCCUGAAUCCGAGGCAACAUGACUUUGGGAGGGUCGGUAGACCAAUGAAUGCUGCGUUACACAGUCGCUAUCGACCCGUUUAGAGAGUAUUUAUCCUGCGAACAUUUCCCAUUGUGUCGCCUCUGUAUUUUGUCCAGCUGGAGAUGAAAACCCUCCCUGGAAUGUGCGAUCUGGCCGUUCUUAGGGACUCGGCUUAGUCACCUGGCAACCACAAAAACCCAAAGCGGCUGUAAAACAGGAGAUCUCAGGCUCCUCUACCUUCUGAAAAGUGGGUUCCUAUGUGUCAAAGCCUUGAAACCAUUUGGCCAAAGACGGCCGUGAACCAACUGAGCGGAACGAGUCGUCCUCGGAGCGCCGGGGUCACGUCCCUGGUGCCUCUGGAGUGACACCCGGUAGGCCCGGGGUCGACCUCGCGAGGCUGUAAAUCGUGACGUUCUGUUCUACGUAGAAAAUGACGUCUCGGUCUUGUCUUUUGCACUUUAUGUAGCACGGACUCGACUUGAUGAAAGUUUGUCCUCUUUCUGCAAACGAUUGUAAACGUUUGACGUUGAGCUUGCAGAACGAAGCGACCCAGUUCAGCGGCGGGUCGCCGUUUCCCCACUUUUCCUUUUCCAGAUCGUACAUUGAUUGUAAUUGUGACCGUUUGUGACGUUCCUCUAAGUGCCACAGAGCCGUGUGGGACCGUGGUUGUUUACAAACUCUAAAUCGAAUGUGUGUCCCAUUGACGCAUCUUUCCCAAGGUGUUGCUGCUAUUCUUCUGUGGGUUCGUAUCCCGACAGUCAAACCACCGCAGGUUCGAGAGCUGAAAUGUAAUUCUCUAGUUUGUCAAAUUUGUGGUGUAAUAACUGUUUUGUUUUUUUUUCAAAUAAAUUUGAUUAGUAAAGAUA
Molecule: messenger RNA, 6089 nt
Organism: Pungitius pungitius (ninespine stickleback)
Lineage: Eukaryota; Metazoa; Chordata; Actinopteri; Perciformes; Gasterosteidae
Gene: cep170ba
Product: centrosomal protein 170Ba
Exons: 18
Coding region: 147-4694 (1515 amino acids)
Molecular function (GO): protein binding
Source: RefSeq, a predicted model, not a curated record